UGCAUCAUCUCAAAGAAAUUAAGAGAGUUUUUUUUGUUCCUCACUGACCAAGCCAUGGCGAUGAGAACCAAACUUUCUUUAGCUAUCUUUUUCUUUUUUCUUUUAGCCUUAUUUUCAAACCUAGCCUUUGGCAAAUGUAAAGAAACCGAGGUAGAAGAAGAAGACCCUGAGCUCGUAACAUGCAAACACCAAUGCCAACAGCCACAGCAAUACACUGAGGGUGACAAGCGGGUAUGCUUGCAAAGAUGUGACAGGUAUCAUCGUAUGAAGCAAGAGCGAGAGAAACAAAUCCAAGAGGAAACUCGUGAGAAGAAAGAGGAGGAAAGCCGUGAAAGGGAAGAAGAACAACAAGAGCAGCAUGAGGAACAAGAUGAAAAUCCCUACAUUUUUGAGGAAGAUAAGGAUUUUGAGACCAGAGUCGAAACUGAAGGUGGCAGAAUUCGGGUUCUCAAGAAGUUCACUGAAAAAUCCAAGCUUCUUCAGGGCAUUGAGAACUUCCGUUUGGCCAUUUUGGAAGCUAGAGCACACACGUUCGUGUCUCCUCGCCACUUUGAUUCCGAGGUUGUUUUUUUCAACAUCAAGGGGCGAGCCGUACUUGGGUUGGUGAGUGAAAGUGAAACAGAAAAAAUCACCCUUGAACCUGGGGACAUGAUACACAUACCAGCUGGCACCCCACUGUACAUCGUUAACAGAGAUGAGAAUGAUAAGCUCUUCCUUGCCAUGCUCCAUAUACCUGUCUCUGUCUCUACUCCUGGAAAAUUUGAGGUAAUUGAAUUUUUCGGGCCUGGAGGACGAGACCCAGAAUCGGUCCUCUCAGCAUUCAGCUGGAAUGUGCUGCAAGCUGCGCUCCAAACCCCAAAAGGAAAGUUAGAAAAGCUUUUUGAUCAACAGAACGAGGGAAGUAUUUUCGCAAUAAGCAGAGAACAGGUGCGUGCGUUGGCCCCUACCAAGAAAAGCUCUUGGUGGCCAUUCGGUGGCGAAUCCAAGCCUCAAUUCAAUAUUUUCAGCAAGCGUCCCACUAUCUCCAACGGAUAUGGUCGUUUAACUGAAGUUGGUCCUGACGAUGAUGAAAAGAGUUGGCUUCAAAGACUCAAUCUCAUGCUUACCUUUACCAACAUCACCCAGAGAUCUAUGAGUACUAUUCACUACAACUCACAUGCAACGAAGAUAGCACUGGUGAUCGAUGGCAGAGGGCAUCUUCAAAUAUCAUGUCCACACAUGUCAUCAAGGUCGUCACACUCGAAGCAUGAUAAGAGUAGCCCUUCAUACCAUAGAAUCAGUUCCGAUUUGAAGCCUGGAAUGGUGUUUGUUGUCCCUCCCGGUCAUCCCUUCGUCACCAUAGCUUCCAAUAAAGAGAAUCUCCUCAUGAUUUGCUUCGAGGUUAACGCUCGAGACAACAAGAAGUUUACAUUUGCAGGGAAGGACAACAUUGUGAGUUCUCUGGACAACGUUGCUAAGGAGCUUGCCUUUAACUAUCCUUCUGAGAUGGUGAACGGAGUAUUCGACCGAAAGGAGAGUUUCUUUUUCCCUUUUGAGUUGCCGAGAGAGGAGCGUGGUCGUCGCGCUGAUGCGUGA
Messenger RNA from Glycine soja, 1575 nucleotides. RefSeq names its product sucrose-binding protein. The transcript has 6 exons. Bases 55 to 1575 code for a protein of 506 amino acids. NCBI's taxonomy places the organism in Eukaryota, Viridiplantae, Streptophyta, Magnoliopsida, Fabales, Fabaceae. The record is from RefSeq and is a predicted model, not a curated record.